Henningerozyma blattae CBS 6284 is the source of this 1659-nucleotide messenger RNA. RefSeq names its product Gep3p (gene GEP3). The coding region runs from base 1 to 1659 and encodes 552 amino acids. Gene Ontology annotation, cellular component: mitochondrion. The transcript has a single exon. The record is from RefSeq and is a predicted model, not a curated record. NCBI's taxonomy places the organism in Eukaryota, Fungi, Ascomycota, Saccharomycetes, Saccharomycetales, Saccharomycetaceae.
AUGUUUGGAACUUCUUAUAAACUUGUAUAUAGUCGAUUGAUAUCAGUGUCCAAAAUCAAAAUCUCCAAACGUUUAAUUAAUUGCCAUUCAUGUGGGAUAAAAUUGCAAGAUAAGAACAGUGAAGAUACAGGAUAUUAUAUUAAGCCCAAAGUAUUUACCCCCAAAGGUAUUAAUCAAUUAGAUGAGAUACGAUAUUUAUUGUAUAAAAAUCAAUUACAAAAUAUGGGCGUUCCGGAACAAGAAUCGAUGGCUUCUGAAAUAGAUAAUAAAAAAGACAAUUUACUUAUUUGUAAACGCUGUAAUGAUGCUAUCAACCAUAAUAAUUAUAAACUUGAUGAAUUUCGUAGUAUCGAAUUCCGAGAUUUAGAAAAAUAUAUCCAAUCUCCUUCUAACAUAGUCAAUGUGGUCCCCUUGACAGAAUUUCCAUUCCAUUUUGAACGUCGAUUAUUUGAAAAUCCAGAUUAUACUUCUAGUUUGUUAUUGACUAAAUGUGAUACAGUAAUUAAGGAUAGGAAAACAUUAUCUAAAUCAUUACCUUCGUUUAUCAAAUCAUUAUUAAAAAAAGAAUUAGACAUUAAUAUCAAUAAAAUUGUUGGAAUUUCAUCGAUUAAAUCAUGGAAUCUUGCCAAUGCAUUAUCAAUGAUGAAAAAUCAUUCGUAUCUUGUUGGGCAUGCCAAUGCAGGUAAAUCAACCUUAAUCAAUUCGUUAAUUGAAAGAUACUUUGGUUAUAAAAUAACAAAAGGAAUUAAUUCUAGUACUAAGGAACAAUCUAUUGAUGAAAAUAAGAGACGUGAAUUUGAAGCUAAUCCUGGGUUAUUUAUUAAGAAGCAAUAUAGUGGAGUCUCACACAUCCCAAAUUUAACUCGUGAUAUAUUGCAAUAUCGAAUUUUUAAUAAGGUUAUAUUUGAUUUGCCUGGAUACAGUAGAGAUUAUGAUAAAAAUAAAUUAGAUAGUGUGAUAAAGAAAGAUUGGCUUGAUAGAAUACGAAAGACUAAUCUAUUCAAGAUUGAAAAAAUAAGGAAGAAACGUUAUCGUACAAUUUUGGGAAAUGAAGAUGGAGCAUGCUAUACCAUAGGAGGUAUAUUUUACUUGAUACCACCAUCUGGAACAAUUAAUCAAAUCAUUAAAUAUAUACCUGGAGAAGGAUAUAAUUUCAAAAAUAUCGAAUCUGGUAUCACUGCAUUUAAUAAUUGUAAUAAUAAGAGUAAUAAAAUUCCACAUCCAUUAACUAAAUAUUGUGGUAUUAAAGAUAAUAUUCAAGACAAAGGGGAUUAUGUUAGACACGUAAUUCCACCAUUCCAGGGUAGUAUUGAGAUUGUUCUUAAGGAUAUUGGAUAUCUAUUAUUAAGAACUACUGGUACUUAUCAAUAUCGAGGAUUACAUGAGAUAUGGUGUUUACGAGGGAUUGAAGUAUGUAUUAGAGAACCUAUUGAAAACAUGAAUGAUAUUGAAUUUAGUAAUAGGCCUUUAAUCUCUGAUACUUAUGAAAUGGGGUUUGAAGUGGAAGAUACUUUCAAUCGUAUGAAAGAGAUGUAUAUUGAAAGAACAGAAAAAGACCGAAUGAAGAGAAGAUUUUUAAAUAAGGGGAAAGAUUUAGUUGAUAUAGUUAAAGUUAAACAUAACGAAUCACCUAACUUAUUUUGGUAUUUUCAAUGGUAA